Molecule: messenger RNA, 938 nt
Organism: Poecile atricapillus (Black-capped chickadee)
Lineage: Eukaryota; Metazoa; Chordata; Aves; Passeriformes; Paridae
Product: kallikrein-6-like
Exons: 5
Coding region: 127-879 (250 amino acids)
Biological process (GO): proteolysis
Molecular function (GO): serine-type endopeptidase activity
Source: RefSeq, a predicted model, not a curated record
UGGGAGCGCUGGGAGGGCACUGGGAGGGCACUGGGAGGCUGAACUGGUUUGAACUGGUUUGAACUGGGAGGGACUGGGGGAUUUAAAGGCGGCGGCUCCUUCCUCCCCCUCCUCCUCCUCCUCCCGAUGGAGCGGCUGCUGCUGCUGCUGCUGGCUACUGCGCUGGCGGGGGCGGAGCAGAACCGCAUCGUGGGCGGGGCCGGCUGCGAGCGGCGGCUGCACCCGUACCAGGCCCUGCUGCUGCAGCCAGGGGGCGCCAUCCACUGCGGGGGGGUCCUGGUGGGGCGCAGGUGGGUGCUGAGCGCCGCCCACUGCCACACGGACAGACCUCUCCAGGUGUUGCUGGGGGAGCACAACCGGCGGGAGCGGGAGGGGGCGGAGCAAUGCCUCACCUGGGACCGCGCCUUCGUUCACCCGCGUUACCUGCCCGGCCGCCAUGACAGUGACGUCAUGCUGCUGCGCCUGCGCGGCCCCGCCCACCUGAGCCAGCGCGUGCGGCCGGUGGCGCUGCCACGCAGGUGUCCCCAGGUAGGGGACAGGUGUGUGGUGUCCGGAUGGGGCAGCACCCGCAGCGCGCAAGGUGCGUUCCCGGACGUGCUGCAGUGUGGGGAGGUGUUCACCUGGUCCAACGCCGCCUGUGCUCACCUGUACCCAGGUGCCAUCACUCCCAACAUGCUCUGCGCCGGCGGCGACGGCAACGGCACCGACUCCUGCCAGGGUGACUCCGGGGGCCCGCUGGUGUGCGGGGGUUACCUGCAGGGCGUGGUCUCCUGGGGGCUGCAGGUGUGUGGCCAGCAGGGCAAGCCAGGUGUGUACAGCCGCGUCUGCGCCUUCACCACCUGGAUCCGCCGCACCAUCCGCGCCCACGGCGGCGACUGACGCACCUGGGCGCACCUGGGGACUCACCUGGGGACACCUGGGGGCAUCUGGGGACACCU